Molecule: messenger RNA, 2962 nt
Organism: Procambarus clarkii (red swamp crayfish)
Lineage: Eukaryota; Metazoa; Arthropoda; Malacostraca; Decapoda; Cambaridae
Product: dipeptidyl peptidase 1
Cellular component (GO): lysosome
Molecular function (GO): cysteine-type endopeptidase activity
Source: RefSeq, a predicted model, not a curated record
GUAAGUGAGGCAAGUUGUUAUCAGGGAGUGAGGACUCGUGGGAGGCGUGUGAGGCCGGGUAGCCUGGCUGGGGCCCACACUGCCUGCCUCGCUAUCACAAUGCUGACGUUGCUGCUGGUGGUGGGUGUAGGCGUCGCUGUAGCGGGCGCCCACACCCCGGCUUCAUGCCUCUACGAGGACAUUCGUGGCACCUGGGUUCUGACAGAGACGGAACGCACAGAAGACCACACCAUCACCUGUGAUGAGCUGGGCACCACCCCCCACACCAAGACCUUCACCCUAAGCUUCCCCAACACCGCCGUGGAUGAGAUAGGCAACCAGGGCACCUGGACCAUGGUCGCUGACCAGGGCUUCGAGGUAAGGAUCAACGAGCGGUCAUACUUCGCCUUCUCCUCCUACGAGGUGGUCGGCAACUUGACCGUCUCCCAGUGUGACCGCACCUUGAAUGGCUGGGCCAGGGACCGCACCGUCAGGAACUGGUCUUGCUUCAACGCUAAAAAAGUUACUAAGGUGGCCCCUCGUGUGAGUUACAGGCCCGUCCUGGCCAAUCUGGACUUGCCCUACAAGAAUGACCUCGUCCUUAUUGACAACAUCAACUCAGCUCAGAGUUCAUGGACCGCUAGGGCUUACUUCCAGUUUGAAAAGUACACGGUGAGGGAGAUGUACCAGCGUGGUGGAGGUGGGAGGUGUGCCGGGCACUCUAGGCCCUUCCCAGCUCCCGCCACCGACCUCCAGAAGGCCAACGCCGCCUACCUGCCGAAGAACUUCGACUGGCGAAACGUGAGUGGCGUGAACUACAUCUCACCAGUCAGGGACCAGGGCUCCUGCGGGUCCUGUUACGCCUUUGCCUCCAUGGCCAACUUGGAGGCCCAAGUGAGGAUCGCCACCCGCAACCAGCGCCAGGACGUUUUCUCCACGCAGGAUAUCGUGUCGUGUUCGCGAUUGUCUCAGGGAUGCAACGGCGGGUACGACUAUCUGGUUGCCGGUCGCUAUGCCCAGGACCAGGGAGUUGUCGUCGAGGCUUGCAACCCCUACACUGCCACUGAAGGCCAUUGUGUCAGGAACGAGACGUGCCCACGCACCUAUGUUAGCGAAUAUGUACACGUGGGAGGAUACUAUGGUGGAUGUAACGAGGAGGCCAUGCUGGAGGCAGUCGUCACUUCAGGGCCCAUUUCCGUCUCUUUUGUAGUGUACGAAGACUUCCACCACUACGCCGGUGGCAUCUAUCACUACACAGGCCUUCGGAGUGAUUUCAACCCCUUAGAGGCGACGAGUCACGUGGUGCUGGUAGUGGGGUUCGGGCUGGACCCUGACUCCGGAGAGAAGUUCUGGACUGUGAAAAAUUCGUGGGGCCGCGACUGGGGCGAGGACGGCUACUUCAGAAUCAGGCGAGGGAAUGACGAGUGUGCCAUCGAGUCCCAGGCCAUCCGAGUCACCGCCAUACCUUGAGUGUAAGGGCAGGAGCAAGAGCGAGGGGGAGAAAGGUGCAGAUAGAGAGGGGGAAAAUAAGAUGAAGAUUAAGCCACCCAAGAGGUGGCACGGGCAUGAAAAUCCCAUAAUUCCGGAAAAAUAACAAAUAAGGAGAGAAUUUAAAGCAUAGGAUGUCUGGGAUGCUCCUGGACGCAGGUUCAAAUCCUCGUCACGGCCCUUGUGGAUUUGUUCAUUUGAUACAUCACGUUAGUGUGAUCUCUGUGUGUAAUGGGUUCACAAAACCACACUCAUUACUGGGAAUUAGCCGUCAAUAAUCGUAGAGAGUAUACAGGAUUAGAUGAUUGAUGUCUAACUUUAGUUAAUGAUAAUCCUCAAAUUAUGCUACAAUGUACCUGUUGAUAAUCCUCAAAUUUGAUUAUAAUAUGUCUACUAAUCUUCUUAAAAUUUUCUUACAAUGUAUCUGUUAACAUUUUUCAAUUUUGCUAGAAAUUACCUACUUAAAAUUAUCUGUCAGAGUAAGGGCCUGUCCGAAACGCUAUGCGUGCUAAUGGCCUUACGAGAAUAUAAAAACAUCAAUGCUAUGUACUCUCAUAACCCAAUGUACCUUCUUGUAUAUAUAUAAAUAAGAUAAAUAAAGGUUGCUUACGGAAACUGACAUCUUCCCUCUAGGUCAAAGGGAAAUUUGAUCCAGAGGGAAAUUUGACUUACAUCAAACAAUUGGAUGCUCGGUGUUAAAUUUAUUUGUGUGAUUACUAGGACCAUCUCUCGAACAAACGUGGCCUCAAGUGUUCAUAGCCUUCUUCGAUCACAGGUGGAUAUCUAAAUCAGUACAUACAUCACGUGACCAGACUAAGAAUUUUAAGUCGAUAUAGGUGGCUAUAAGAGGCGAAAUGACUCGGGUUGCAAGCAACAUGACCCGGGGUUACCUUAAUGCCUUUACACAUUUCUAAUGUGUCAAUUAUGAAGCUAUCUACAUUACAUAACCUGUUUACUUAUUUACUGAUAAAUAUGUACACAUGUACACAGGAGUUAGUCAGCUUGUUCAAAUCUUUUUCAAAUCAAAUCUUUUAUUCAGGUAAGGUACAUACAUACAAGGUAAGAUACAAAGUUGAUGGAUUUAUAGAUAGAGCUAGUACAUACAAUGCCUAAAGCCACUAUUAGGCAAAGCGUUUCGGGCAGACACGAAACGCUUGUGGGGGGAUGUAUCCUGGAGAGGGUCAGUAGUUCCACCUUAUCGAACUUUGAAUACCAUAUACUCUCAACUUGUGUUUAUCUACAAAGAAUAAGUUGGUAAAUACAAGCUCAAUCACAGGACUAUUAAAAAAUAGAAUCAUAACCAGUGUCGGAUUCAGCGUAAAGAAUAAAGUCCCACCUUUUCCCUCCUAACUAACUACCAUUUUCUUUGAUAUCAACAGUUUUGCUUCUCUGGGGUAAACUAUGUUAACGAUAAGUAUUUUAUGAUUUUUGUUCAAUGCGACAAUGUAGCCAAUGUAUAACCAUGAAGGAAAAAUACAAUAAAUUACUUAUAUUA